AUGUCUGAAAAAUUACCCCCAAUGAUGUCUACAGAAGAACCGGUCGAUGACGAAGAUGACGAUAUUUUUAGUUCGACAAUAGAUGUAAGUUUGCGAAUAAUUUUAAAACGUGUACGAAAAAGGGGCGUUGUUUUUAAAUUACAACAAUAGUGUAUUUACAACGAGGUAAACCAUUGUUUGUAUUUUUGCAUAUAAUAAUGAUUAAAUACCAUAGGAUCUUAGCAGUCUGCGGAAUGAAGAGUUAUAUAGUUCGGUGUCGACAGUUCCACCACCGUUAACCAACAUCAAUUUGAAUGAAGAACAUGCAGUUGUUGAUUCUGACGUGCCAUUAAAUAAACCCAAAGAGGUAGGUUUGAUAUCAUAAUAUGUGUCGUUCUAAGCAAUUGCAUUUAAUAAACACGUAUAGUUUAAAUGAAUUAGGGGACAACUCUAGUCAAUUAAUUAAAACUGCUCUCCCCUUCAAAUACAUUUAAAACAAUUUAUUUGUCAUACAUUUUAUUUUAAAAACUGACUGUUGAAAAUGAUAAUAUACAUUUCAUAUACUUAGAUAUUUCUUAGAUAUCAUUUAUUUCAUAUAUUCGUAUAUUAUAAAAAUAAUACUGGUAUCUAUUUUAAUAAUGGUUAUUUGUUUAUUUCAUUUUAAUAUGUAGGAAUGUAUGAAACUGCCUGUUUAAAUAUUAUUUAUCAAUGUUUUAACAAAUAAAUAGUAAUUAUUUAUUUAAAAUACAUCAUCAAAUUCCAAUAUUAUAAAUAUACAGUAAAAUUAUUUUAUAUAUCUAGCUAGUUAUUAUAUUACACAUCGCUUUACUCAUAUUACAAAUUUUACUAUCAACAAUUUGCAUUGAUAUUAAUAUCAAUUACUUAUAUGUCUAUUAAAAUAGUUUAGAUAAUGACAAAACCUAUUUUUCAUUUAAUAACUCAAUAAAUAAUUUAUUAUAUUACUGAAGUGAAUAUAAUCUGGUAAUUAUUGAGUAAAAACUACAAAUUUCUAUUAAUAUUAUAUCCUGUUUCAUUAAAAAAUAUUAAUUAUUUUGCUGACCAACAAUAAUUUUAGAUUUUGGGCGAAGCGAAGAUUGUAUUGGUUUUACAAUGAUGAAAAAAAUCAUAAAUUGUAGCCCUUUAUAAAAUGAAAAUUUGAACUUCAUUUAGUCUCCUUUUUCUUUAAUAAUGAUUAAUUGUUGCAUACAGACUACAAUUAUACAUUAAAUUCCCUGAUAUAUCCUACCUUUCCAACUUCUCACCUACACAGUGGCCCACCUAUCUUGAAAAAUAUGUCGCUCUUUUUUUAAAAAUUGUAUCUUUUAAUUUUGAACUUAGACAGACAAUUAUUGAAGGCGUGAUAAGACUUUUAAAUUAGAUUUUAACAUUUUGUUUUUUAUUUAUUUGCAAUUUUCUUUGAUGAAACAUAAGAAAAACAAUUUUAGUAGUUGUCACAAACAACUUUACUACCAAUAUUGGUAGUUAUUAGACACAUAAAUUAUAAAUGAUUCUGAAAAUAAUAUUAUGUGAGACAUGUAAAAUUUAUUUUUUUAUGGUAACCCAAUCAGUGUUUCCCAACUUUUUUGGUAAAAUGACUCGCAAAAUCUCAUUAGCUGUGUUCCUCCUCAAGAAAAAAAAAAUUAUGCCAUGAAAUAAUGUACAUUUUAUAAUAAUUAUAAAGAAUUUUAGAAAAAAUUAUAACUUUUUUCUUAAAUUGAAUUAUGAUCAACACCAUCAAAAAUAUCCAAUGAUCUAGAAUAUACCUAAUUUGGAAAACACUGGCCUAACCUGAACAACACCGGAUAAUGCCAAGUUGUAAUCUUAUCUAUAAAUAAAUUUGUAUAUUAUAUUCAGAUAAAUUAAGGCAUACUUUUUGUGAUUUAAAAUUGCAUUAAAAAAAAAACUUGCAUAACUUCAUGAUUGUCAUGUUACAAUGUUGAUAAAAACAAAAAAAUGCAUUAAUUUUUCCAAUGCUAUCCAUAAUUAUUAACAUUGAACUGAUUAAUUAUACAUUGGUGUAAAAUUAAAUAAUCACUGUAAACAACAGUCCAGAAUGUAAUAUUCUUGAAUUAAGUAAAAACCCAUGAUUUCUAAGUAUUCUUUAAAUUUCUAACUAAGUCUUUUCACUAAAAUAUCGCCAAUAGCUGUUCUUAUCCAGUCAGCCUUUUCCCUUCACCUGGCCCUAAAUCAAAGCUUUUCCACCAAUCCUUUUUGUUCUUUCAUUUCAUACAAGAUUAUCUUUGGCAAAAAAAAAUAAAAAUACUCAGCUAUAGACUGAUACUACUAGUUCUAUAUUUUAGACACAAUUACUAAUGUUGCAGUCUGUGAAAUUGCAGUUCUAAUUAUUACAUUCCGGUUUAUUCCUUCGAGUACUUUACAUUUCUAAACAUUACGUUCCGAGUUUAUUCCCCCUACAAUAUAAAUGAUUAAGGAAAAAAAUAUUUUCAUAAGGGUUUAUCAUUAGACACUGUUAGUUAAAUAUUUGUUUAACUGAUACCAUCUACUUUAUGUAUGCAAUUAUAUAAACACUUUGCUAUUAACAUGUAAAUACUUUUGAUAGGUAAUGAUUAGCUAGCAUAACUGGUUGCGUACAUUUUUUUUGUUGUUGGAUUAACAUUUUCAUAAAUCAUUUAUUUUUAUCAUAACAUUAAUAAUAAAAUUUUAAAAAAAUGUUCGAAAUAAGUUUAGUUGUAUGGGGUAAAUAUUUCCUCGUACAGCGGGUACUUAUUUUUCAUGCAUGUGCACAAUUCAUACUAAAGUAGUUUUUGGAAUGCUAAUAGUGAUCAUUGUGUUAUAAUCUUAGAUCAUAUACAACAGAUGGAGCUACGGACGUACCUCAUAUGAAACGACUAUGUCGCCAACAUAGGUAUGUAGCUACUGCGCAUGCGUCGCCCUCUUCAUAAUGCCAUUAUAACCUAUAUUGGAUGUUCGGAAAAUAAUUCUGUGAUAAAACUGAUAACAGUACUUCGCGCAUACGCAAAAUCGGGUUGCCCUCUUGAUAUGUUGGCGACACGUUGAUUGCCAAUAGCUCUAUCCAUUGUACAAGGUCUAAGGUGGAUUAAUUCACCUUGGUUGUAAUAAUAUUUCGAUAAGCUAUUAAUAAUCACGAACCUGUUCUGAUAACUACAUGAACUUUCAUUUAAAAAUAAAUUGGGAGAUUACUUUUACUUCGCGGGAUGGGUUAAAUUAACGCCUUUGUUAUGAAGAUAAUUAACAUGCAUUUUCAAGUAAAAUAAAAAAUAAAAUUUUAUAUUUUUACUGGUAUUUAUGGUUUUUAUACAAAUAUAUUUAAUGUUUGCAAAUUAUUAAAUUGUAUCAUUAUCAUAAAUACAUAUUACCUAUGCUGUACACUACACUACAGGUAUCUAAAUUUAUUUUCAGCCUAAAUACUCUUAAAACAUUUAGAUGAGUGUAGUUAAAUAGAAUAUUAAUUAUUUUUAAACAUUUAACCAUUUUUCCAUAUAUACAGAUACAUUUGUUUUGACCAAUUUAACUUCUAAUUAAGAAGUUAGGGUAAUUAAUAAUAUAAAUUGUAUUUAUUUGGUUAAAAACAGUACUUUAAUUUGGCCAAUACAUUUUUUUUUUAUAUGUAUUAUGGUGAUAUCUCUGGUGAGAAGUUUAUUAAUAUGGUCGUUGAAGAGAGACCACCCAUUGGUGGUACUAAAACCAACAAUUUAAAUAAAGUAAAUAAGUAUAUAAAUAAAACAAUGUUAUAUAUACAUUAUUUAUUUAUAUAUUAAUUUUUUUUUAUUUAUUUACGUGUAAUAACCAUUUUAGUAAUUUUGUUUUUACUUAAUUAUUCUAUUAUUCAAUAAUUUAAAUAAUUAUUUGUUAAUGGAUUUCUUUUAUACCAAAUAAAGUUAAAUUUUUAGACAAUUAGCUUUGUAGUUUAUUCAAAAUAAUCUGUAUCAUUUUGAUGAUUGGGUUGAUAAUUGUACGUAUUUAAUAUAUUUUCUACAUGUCCCAUAUAAUAUACCAUAUAUAAAACAUGAACACGAUUUUUUUAUGAAAUAUAUUAUUAAUAUUUACUAUAUUGAUUUUAACAAAUAUCCAUGAACUUUAUUUAUAGGUUUUUUUUAAUUUAAUGUGUAUCUAAUAUUGUAUUCAAUUCUGUAUUAAUAUUAAAGUAUUUACUGUUUACAUAUAUUUCAGUUCAAUUAGGAAAUACUUAAAUAAAAACACUUCAUUAUAAAAACAAUACUACCUCAGCUACACAUCAAGGCUAAAACAUAAAUUGUAUUAUUACAAAUCACAUUUAUCUUGGUGAAAUUAAACCAGUAAAAAUAAACUUUUAAACUAUAUAAUCAUAAUUUAAUAGACUUAUUAAAAAUUAAUAUCACAAAUUAUAUCCGAUGGCUACUGUUUAGUAGAUCUAUAAUAAAAAAAUAUAAAAACUUAUAUGCAUGUAUAAUACAUGUUUUAUAAGUUACUGUAUUCUAAUACUAUAUACUAUAUUAUUUUCUAACACUGAUUUAAUCAAUAAAUUAUUUAUAUAGACUAGAAUUAUUAUAUUUUUUUGUAAGUUUAAUAUGGUUGGGUGGCUUCCCAAAUUUGGAUGUUAUAAGACCAAAUAUGCAUUAUAUAGAAUUUAUUUAUUUUAUGAUGUUGAAAUUAUGACUAAACUAGUCAAAAAUAUUAUUGAUUUAUUAAUUUUUAUUAUUGUUAAAGGAACAGUUGCCUAAAAAAAAACUAAUUUCUAAUGGGUUUGAAGAAGAAAUUGAUUUAAAAGAAAACGAUACUUCUUCAAAUGCUGAUGAAAUUAAUAAAUUAGUAGAUGUACCACACGUAACCAUUAAAGAUAAGAUUAUAGAAAAUAUUGAACAAAACAAUAAUUUUAUAAAAAUAUCUAUAUCUGAAAGUACAAAAGUUGGAGAAGGCAUGAGCUCCUAUGUUGCAUACAGAAUUGUUACCCGUACAAACAUGCCCAUGUUUAAAACAAAUAACAUGGCAGUACUUAGAAGAUUUAGUGACUUCCUAGGAUUACACAAUAAGCUAACUGAAAAAUAUUUGAGAAAUGGGCGUCUUAUACCACCAGCUCCUCAAAAAAAUAUGUUAGGUAAGCUAGACAAGCAAUAAGCAGUGAAAUACAAUUUAAUUGAUAAUAUUUUAAUUGUAUAAAGGUUCUACUAGAAUCAAAAUAUCUGGAAACCAAUCUGAUCAGGCAACAUCAGCUGAAUUUAUUGAGAAAAGACGUUUGGCUUUAGAAAGAUUCUUAAAAAGAAUUGCUUUACAUCCGAUUCUUCGUAAUGAUAAACAUUUUUGUGAAUUUCUAGAACAGGGUACUUUUACUGUUAAUAUAUUAAUAUUGGUCAUUGAUUGAUUAUAUUCAUUUUUUAUAGAUUGUGAACUUCCAAAAGCAACCAGUACCUCAGCAUUAAGUGGUGCUGGUGUUAUGAGGCUUUUUAAUAAAGUCGGAGAAACUGUUAACAAGAUUACUUAUAAAAUGGAUGAAAACGAACCUGUAAAUUAAACAUAUAUAUAUAUAUAUAUUUUUUUUUUUUUUUUGUAUUAUUAUUAUUUAUUAUUAUCAUAAAAUAUUUAGUGGUUUGAAGAAAAAGAAGUUCAAAUAGAAAAUUUAGACCUGCAACUCCGCAAUUUACAUGGUGCUGUUGAAUCGUUAGUGAUUAAUCGUAAGGAAUUGGCACAUUCUAGUGGAUCAUUUGCCAAAUCUGCAGCCGUAUUGAGUAAUUGUGAAGAACAUACUGGAUUGUCCCGCGCUUUAUCUCAACUGGCAGAUGUAUUUGAGAAGGUUAAUUAAUAUAACAUAAAUGCUAUUUGUUUUAAAGGUUUUUUUAUUUAUUUUUAAUAGGAUAAGUACUCCAAUAGUGUUUAAUUGGAAUAUUAAAGCUGUUAACCUUAAUGGUUUGUUUUAUUAUUUAAAAUUAAAAUAUGUUGUUUUUGUUUAUUACAAAAAGUAAUAAUAUACUUCAACUUAUUAAUGAUAGAAAAACACCAUUACAAUUAUAGUGUUCAUUUUUAAAUAGUAUUAUAUGUUGUAGGUCGAGUUGGUAAGAACUGAACAAGCAAAUACAGAUUUUUCGAUUUUUUGUGAACUAUUAAAAGAUUACAUUGGGCUCAUAGGUGCUGUAAAAGUACGUAAUUUUUAUAAAUUAAUUGUAUUAAUUUAUUUGAUUAAAUGUUUUUGCAUUAUUUUAGAAUGUUUUUCAUGAAAGAGUAAAAGUCUAUCAAAAUAUGCAACAUGCUCAAAUGAUACUAACUAAAAAACGGGAACAAAAAUCUAAACUUGAACUCACUGGGCGUUUAGAUAAAGUAGGCACAGUUACAAAUGAAGUUUCUGAGGUAAAGUACCUAUAAAAUACCAGAGUUUGACAUUUAUUACAUUUGUAUUACACAAUUAGUAAACAAUUGGUUUUUUCUAGUGGGAGGCCAAAUUAUCCAGAAGUCAAGAUGAAUUUGAUCAGAUUUCAAAAACUAUUAAAGUAGAAUUCGAACAGUUUGAAAUAAACCGAAUAAAAGAAUUUAAAACUGUUAUUUCUUCGUACCUUGAAGAAAUGAUAAAUCAUCAGACUCAGGUAAUGGUUAAUAACAACAUAUAAUUAAAUACGAUAAUUUCAAUGUGAAACUUAAAGGUUUUGGUUUAUCAAUAUCUCAACCAUAUUUGUAUAGUUUAAUUUGAUUAUUUCUUCCAUAAGAGAAGUCAUAACUCAAUAUCCAUUAAUGUUAUAAUGCGUGAAAUGUCCUUUUUUGUUAAAUUUUGUUUUCUUUAGAUAAUAAAACACUGGCAAGCAUUUAUCCCAGAAGCCAAAGCUAUAGCCUGA
Cinara cedri is the source of this 6758-nucleotide messenger RNA. NCBI's taxonomy places the organism in Eukaryota, Metazoa, Arthropoda, Insecta, Hemiptera, Aphididae. The record is from the annotation of a GenBank genome assembly.